UCUCUUUCCUGCCCACUCCAGUGACUUACUCCUCUCAAGGACUGGCUUUGCCCCUCGGGGGUCCCCGGCCCCGCGCUCGCCCCGGCGGGAUUGUUCUCCGGGCGGUUGUAGGAGGCUCACGCCGCGGGGCUGUUCUCAUGCGGAUCCCACGGCAACGGCCACCCCGCCAACAUGAACGGGGUCCUGAUCCCGCACACGCCCAUCGCGGUGGACUUCUGGAGCCUGCGCCGGGCUGGCUCCGCGCGGCUCUUCUUCCUGUCGCACAUGCACUCGGACCACACCGUGGGGCUGUCCAGCACGUGGGCGCGGCCCCUCUACUGCUCCCCAAUCACGGCCUUCCUCCUGCACCGUCACCUACAGGUGUCUAAGCGGUGGAUCCGAGCCCUGGAGGUUGGGGAGAGCCAUGUCCUGCCUCUAGAUGAAAUUGGGAGAGAGACCAUGACUGUCACCCUUAUGGACGCCAAUCACUGCCCUGGCUCGGUCAUGUUUCUCUUUGAAGGAUACUUUGGAACCAUCCUCUACACAGGUGAUUUUCGGUUUACCCCGGCCAUGCUGAAGGAGCCAGCCCUAAGCGUGGGGAAGCAGAUCCACACCUUAUACCUAGACAACACCAAUUGCAACCCAGCGCUGGAUCUCCCUUCCCAACACGAAGCGGCCCAGCAGAUUGUGGCGCUCAUUCGAAAGCACCCACAGCACGACGUAAAGAUCGGACUCUAUAGCCUGGGGAAAGAGUCCCUGCUGGAGCAGCUGGCCCUGGAGUUUCAGACCUGGGUGGUGUUGAGUCCUCGGCGCCUGGAGUUGGUGCAGCUGUUGGGCCUGGCAGAUGUGUUCACAGUGGAGGAGAAGGCCGGCCGCAUCCACGCCGUGAACCACAUGGAGAUCUGCCAUUCUGCCAUGCUGCGCUGGAACCAGGCCCGCCCUACCAUUGCUAUCCUUCCCACAAGCCGGAAAAUCCACAGCUCCCACCCCAAUAUCCACAUCAUCCCUUACUCCGACCACUCCUCCUACUCGGAGCUGCGUGCCUUUGUGACGGCGCUGAAGCCUUGCCGGGUGCUGCCCAUCGUCAGUCGCCAGCCCUGUAGGGACUACUUUCAGGACAGCCUGGGCCCCAGGCUCCCCGUGCCCUUGAUUCCAGACUCUGUCCAGCAAUACAUGAGUGCCUCCUCCAGCAAACCAAGCGUCCUCUGCCUGUUAGAAAGGAAGCUCAGGAGGCCGAGAACCCAGGGUGUCGUGUUUGAAUCUCCUGAGGAAAAGGCUGAUCGAUUUCAAGCUGACGGGGACUCCAAGAAGGCCAAGAACGAGGACCUUUCUGGGAACCUCGAGAAGCAGCCUUCCCUCCAUCCUUUGCGGACUAAGAAGCAGUUGUUCCCAGACCGCUGCAGCAACCAGUGCGGGGAGGCAGCCCCUUUCUCCGAGUCCCAGAAGAUGGUGACCGUGCUGACUGCCCCCUUGGGUCUUUCAGUUCAUUUAAGGUCUCCAGAGGAGGAAUUUCUCCCUCCGGAAACUGGGGAGGAAAUUGGUGGAGGGCCCCACUUGGUCCCCAGGGGAGACAAUGAUGGCUCAGCAGUCUCCAGGAACCCGCGUGCGUGGGGGGGCCAGGAUUCACCCCAGUCUCCCAGCAGCAAGGCUGUCCCGCUUCUGGCUCCUGAGUUCAGCGGCCUGGCCCUGAAAUACCUCCUGACUCCACUGAACUUCUUCCAAGCAAGGUUCUCUUCCAGGGGCUUCGACCAGCAAAUGGAAAAAUACCAUAAAUCCUUGCUGAAGUGCAGACGGGAGCACAGCCUCGUUUGAGCCAGCGCCACAGUUUUAAAGACAACGGCUGAUGGCUGGUGGGGAGUUUGUUUAGGGCCUUUUCUGUCUUCCCAGGAUUCUUUUGGGCUCACCUUGGAGCAACACUCCUCAAAGUGUGAUCACUGGAAGCCUAAUGCUUAUGGAAUCCUCAGUAUAUAGUUGACUGUUUGAAAAAUCAUCUUCAUUAAAACCCCUUUGCAUUGUGAGCCCCUGUAAGGUUGUAAGGCGGCCUGCAGUAA
Messenger RNA from Myotis brandtii (Brandt's bat), 2030 nucleotides. RefSeq names its product DNA cross-link repair 1B (gene DCLRE1B). Lineage: Eukaryota; Metazoa; Chordata; Mammalia; Chiroptera; Vespertilionidae. Gene Ontology annotation, molecular function: damaged DNA binding; 5'-3' DNA exonuclease activity. The record is from RefSeq and is a predicted model, not a curated record. The coding region runs from base 172 to 1791 and encodes 539 amino acids. Gene Ontology annotation, biological process: double-strand break repair via nonhomologous end joining; protection from non-homologous end joining at telomere; interstrand cross-link repair. The transcript has 4 exons.